Ictalurus furcatus (blue catfish) is the source of this 1688-nucleotide messenger RNA. Its product is annotated as protein FAM237A-like. Bases 441 to 983 code for a protein of 180 amino acids. The transcript is spliced from 2 exons. Lineage: Eukaryota; Metazoa; Chordata; Actinopteri; Siluriformes; Ictaluridae. The record is from RefSeq and is a predicted model, not a curated record.
AAUCUGCAAAUGUAAUUUAUUUGAAUAGGCCAUUGAUAUAAAAAAAAAUUGAUGUUGUUAAGAUUAUUCGUUUAAAUAUGCGUUGAAUAACUUAUAAGUGUAUGCUGUUGUUUUACUGUAUGUGAGAGUACUCUCAUAUAAACUAUAAAUUAUUUCAUUUCAAGAACAAUCUUUACGGCUCAGUUUGUAUCAGGUAGCCUACGCGCAUACAGUUCCUUGUACUGUAUAAUGCCCAGAACACACCGUUUCCAGAGAAUAUUUCUAAGACUUUUUAUUUACUUUUUAGUUGUUGUUGUUUUUUUCCAGAAAAAAACCCCAAAACAAUUAUUCAGUAUUAUAGGAUUGUUGAGCAACUUUCAAGACUAACAGUUGUAGUUGCUUAUCAGCUUUUAGGACUAAUAGCUUACCCCGAGUGUCUAAUGUACUAAUUACUCUCGCAGAUGAUGGAUGACGUAGUCCUGCGCGUGCGUCUGGUCCUGUUGCUGUUCGUGUUGGUGCACGCGCUUUCAACGCAGGACCAAAGUUUGCGUCACGUGGACCCGUUAACGCUGAGCCGCGCGGACCCGCGCUGUUGGGAACGCGCUUCUGUACUGCUACUGGAGAUGCGCACGCCGAGAAUCGCGCACACGGUGCCUGACUUCUGGGAUCUCAUGGUGUUUCUGAAGUCCUCGGAGAACCGGAAGCACGGCGCUCUGUUCUGGGACCUGGCACAAGUCUUCUGGGACCUCUACGUGGACUGCAUCCAGUCCAGAAACCAUGGGCUCGGGAGGCGGCACAUCAUGCGGACAAAAAGGCGUCUCACGGUCGCGCGCUCUCUCUCCGCGGACAAGUCUUUUGUGCAAGAGUCGCAGAACCAUUUUUCGAAGUUAGAGGAGUUUACUCGUGCCUGGUUUCAAAUUCAAGCGCAGCAGGAUGGACCACGCAGCGUGCACAGUGAUGCUUAUCCAAAAAACCAGGCUUCAAAGAAAAUUUCACAUUUUUAAUCAUCAAGAAAGAAUGAAGAUAAAAUAUUUUUACCUAUGGCAACUUUUUUUUGUUUUAAUAAAAUAAUUUGCACCACUUCUCUAGCCUAAGACUUUUUUUUUGUUUUAGUGUUGAUCACAUGAGUAUUUUAAGACAGACUAAUCCCAUCAAACACUGGCCAUUAAUGGGUAAGCUACAGACAGUAAGGGGCACAGGCUAGCCCAUACAAAACCCAAAAUAACCUAAUGUGGGUUUUCUGUGGGUAGCUCGUGCUCUGGCAUGCCCACAUGUAUCCCAGGUAGGGAUUAUCAUUAUGUGUUAGCUGACACCCUUUUUCCCAGCAGAGGCUUGUGCCCAUAGAUUUUGUUGUGGCAGGAUGACAUUAACAAUGACAUAGCCUCAAAUAAAAUGAAAUUGAGGGGCUAUCACACUUAACUUAUGCUAUUGGCUACUAUCUACUGAUUUGUAGAGUAAUUCUGUAAUAGGUAGUUGAGAGUUCGCAGCAUACAGUCAUACAACAUACAAUGCAGCUUGUUUUAGGCAUUUUAGAAGAACCUUUGUUUUCCAUCCCAUCUACAUCUCAAAAAUACAUAAAACACCUGAAAUUAACACAAAGAAGUUAGCACAAAAAAAACCAAACAUUUUUCUUAUUUUUCUCAGCCCAGCAUUUUUCUGAAGUAUGGACAGCUGGUGUAUCCACCUAUAAUCCCCUUUCCAUCUUUUAA